AUGGCCAAUUUCAGCGGAAUCUUCUUUGCUGCAGUGGGCGUCUGCGCAGUUAUCACCUUCCUUUCAAGUGAUUUCUACAAACAAAAGUUCAAGAAGGCACAAGAGACCAAUGCCGAAGAUGAAAUUUCUCCCGAAAUGAAGGAACGGCACACAAAGUUGUUGAAGAAAUACUUGUUUGUCUACUUGUUGGCUGUCUUGAGUGAUUGGUUGCAAGGUCCUUAUGUCUACGCCCUAUACAUGGAAUAUGGUUUCGAGCAACAUGAAAUCGCUGAAUUGUUUGUAGCAGGAUUCGGUUCCUCCAUGGUCUUUGGUAGCUUUGUUGGUGGCAUGGCCGAUUCGGGAGGUCGCAAAACCUUUGUCAUUAUCUUUGCUGCAGUAUAUGCCGCCAGUUGUGUUACCAAGCACUUUAAGGAUUACAGUAUUCUGAUGCUCGGACGAUUGCUUGGAGGUGUUGCCACUUCCUUGCUCUUUAGCGUCUUUGAAGCUUGGUUGAUUCGCGCACAUGCCGAUGCGGAGCUUCCAAAGUCUUGCCUUUCCAAGAGUUUCUCCUGGGCAGCUUUUAGCAACUCUAUCACGGCUAUUUUUGCUGGACUUGUCGCCAACAAGUUGGCCAACGAAUCCACAAUGACCUUGGUUAGCGGAAAUGUUUACGUUGGAGGAUUCUUGAACCCAUUUGAUCUUGCCCUAGCUGCCUGUGGUAUGUGCGCUGCUGGUGCCUUUAUGCUGUGGGACGAAAACUAUGGCGAAAGAGGUUCCAACGGUAAGGAUGGUCGUGAAAACAAGGGACAAUGGUACAAAGCUCUUCAAGAGGCCUUUGGAACUACCAUCAACAACCGCGACGUUCUUCUCUGCGGUCUGAUCUCAUCGCUGUUCGAAGGAUCCAUGUACAUUUUUGUCUUUUGCUGGACUCCUUUGCUCAAGUCUUUUGCUGGAGAUGCUGACCUUCCUUUUGGAUUGAUCUUUUCCACAUUCAUGGUUUCUUGUAUGGCGGGAUCGUCUCUCUUCAGUAUCCUUGUUGAGCAAUACCCCAUUGAGCGUCUCGCGGUUGUCCUCUUUGCCUUUGCAUCUGUCGGUAUGGCCAUUGUUGGUUUUGGAGUCAACGAAUCUGUCUCAUUCAUUGGUAUGCUCUUCUUUGAGAUGUGUGUCGGAAUGUACUUCCCAAUCAUGGGAACCAUGAAGGGUGGAAUUGUCCCAGAAAACAAGCGUGCGGCAAUCUACAAUCUCUACCGUAUCCCAUUGAACUUUAUUGUUCUCUUUUCGCUCUUGAACGAUCUUACUGCUUCGUUCUCUUUCAAGUUGAAUGCUACCAUGUUGGCUGUUGCCACUGGAUUGCAGUUCAUCUUGACCAAGCGAAGACUUGGUACUGGCAACCAAGCCAGUUCUCCCAAUAAGGAAGAUUCUAAGCCACUUUUGGAAGAGGAAACCGAAGACGGUGGAAAGCACAUGGUCUAA
Molecule: messenger RNA, 1452 nt
Organism: Cylindrotheca closterium
Lineage: Eukaryota; Bacillariophyta; Bacillariophyceae; Bacillariales; Bacillariaceae
Source: the annotation of a GenBank genome assembly